AUGAUGAACGUCAUGAUUGAUACCGGAGCAACAAACACCAUUAUUACUGAGGAAGCACUACGAAAAACAAAACACCAAAAAUUUACCACCUCAUCACAUCACACAUUACAAAUGGCCGAUGGAAUUGCACAUUUAAAAAUGAUGGGAACAGUCGACUUAGAAAUCAAAAUUAAGCAAAUGGUAACUACAAUUACAGCAAUAGUGGUGAAGACUUUGUUUACUGAUUGUAUUAUUGGAACUGAUUAUAUAAAGAAAUAUGCUGUACAAGUACAUGGUGGAAAGGAAACAGUUACCAUUCAAAAAGGCAAUCAGUUCGUAACUGUUCCAAUGGAAAAACAAGUGGAUCGAAUGAAAAUACCGUUGAGGUUGACGGAAUCAGUCCGCAUACCUCCAUAG
Molecule: messenger RNA, 396 nt
Organism: Didymodactylos carnosus
Lineage: Eukaryota; Metazoa; Rotifera; Eurotatoria; Philodinida; Philodinidae
Source: the annotation of a GenBank genome assembly